Pyrgilauda ruficollis (rufous-necked snowfinch) is the source of this 3649-nucleotide messenger RNA. RefSeq names its product zinc finger protein 366 (gene ZNF366). The record is from RefSeq and is a predicted model, not a curated record. Lineage: Eukaryota; Metazoa; Chordata; Aves; Passeriformes; Passeridae. The transcript is spliced from 10 exons. Gene Ontology annotation, biological process: regulation of DNA-templated transcription. Gene Ontology annotation, molecular function: DNA-binding transcription factor activity, RNA polymerase II-specific; RNA polymerase II cis-regulatory region sequence-specific DNA binding. The coding region runs from base 444 to 2696 and encodes 750 amino acids.
CUCUGCACGGGGGGGAGGGAGACAGCGGGAGAGAGACACAGAUAUUACAAACAUCAGAGCAGGUAGUGUUUAGGGCAAGACUCCUUCCAGCUUCAACAACUGGUUUUUCCAUAAGAAGGAAUGAUCUACCACAAAUUCAGCCCAGUUUCUGGCUAAAACACUAAGCCAUUUUCCUCUUACUUCGUGGAUGUACAGGAAUUAAUUGAUUUAAAGGAAAAAUCUUAGGAAAAAGGUCCUGAAUACAAUGAUUUGGGAUGGCGUUGUGGAGGAUUGGUCCUGUGAUGCCUGUUGCUGUGGCCAGUGGAAUAGGCCCAUAUGCUCAGUGAAAGCAGUCAAAGGUAACAAGUGACAGGACAAGAGGAAAUGGCCUCAAGUUUUUCCAGGGAAAAAACCUCUUCAUUGAAAAGAUGGUCAAGAACUGAAACAGGCUGCUCACAGAAGUGAUGGAGUCACCAUCCUUGGAGGAAUUUGGGCCACAGAGAAGAAAAUUGAAUAUGAUGAAAAACGAAGAAACAAGUUUUAAUGUGGACAAUGCCCGAGCCUCUCCCUUCUCCCUCUGCCUGCAGCCUCUCAGCCCCGUUACAAAGCCACACAGAACAACGCAAUUUGAUGAAGAAUUUAGAGCACACCUCUCACAUUUCCGUUAUGGUCCUCCUCCUCUUGAAAACAUGGAAACAUUCCAGGGGUCCUUGGAAGGAGGGUCUCGCAAACGCAAGAGCAUGCCAACAAAAAUGCCUCCUCCCAUCACCCUUGAGGAUUCCUCAUCAUCACCAGAUCGACCUGAGGAUCACAAUGACAUAGGCUCUUCCAGUCUCCCCUUGGUGUUCCAACAGCCAGCUCAGCCCAAGUACAGUUCCCAGAUGAUCGACCUCUGCAACUUUGGUUUUCAAUUCUACAGAACUCUGGAGCAUUUUGGAGCCAAACCCAUUAAGCAAGAACCAGUGAAGCCUAACAUGGCAUGGCCCAGUAGCCCAGCAUUCAUGCAGGCUCCUUACCCUUAUUAUCCUAAAGUCCACCCUGGCUUAAUGUUUCCUUUCAUUGUACCACCAAAUUUUCAUUUCAGGAACCCUUUUCAAAUGAAAAGACCUCCAGAACCACCCUUCAGGAGGACUGAAGUAAGAGAAAGUGGUGAAAACAAACAGAAAGUGGAAAGAGUAGAUGUCAACCUUCAGAUAGAUGACAGCUACUAUGUUGAUGUGGGGGGUGAACAGAAGCGUUGGCAAUGUCCCAUGUGUGAGAAGUCCUAUACAUCCAAGUACAACUUGGUCACCCAUAUCUUGGGCCACAGUGGCAUUAAACCACAUGCUUGCACCCGAUGUGGCAAGCUUUUCAAGCAGCUGAGCCACUUGCACACGCAUAUGUUGACACACCAGGGCACUCGGCCGCAUAAGUGCCAGGUGUGCCACAAGGCUUUCACUCAAACCAGUCACCUUAAAAGACACAUGAUGCAACACAGUGACAUCAAACCUUACAACUGCAGGAUCUGUGGCAGGGGUUUUGCCUACCCCAGUGAGCUGAAAGCACAUGAGUCUAAGCAUGAGAGUGGACGAGAGAACAUUUGUGUGGAGUGUGGUCUGGACUUUCCAACUCUGGCCCAGCUGAAGAGACAUCUAACCACCCACCGUGGCCCUAUACAGUACAAUUGCACAGAGUGUGAUAAGACCUUCCAAUACCCAAGUCAGCUGCAAAACCACAUGAUGAAGCACAAAGACAUCCGCCCAUACAUCUGCACUGAAUGCGGCAUGGAGUUUGUGCAGCCCCACCACCUGAAGCAGCACUCCUUGACUCACAAGGGUGUGAAAGAGCACAAAUGUGGAAUUUGUGGCCGGGAAUUUACUCUGCUGGCCAACAUGAAGCGACAUGUGCUGAUCCACACCAAUAUCAGAGCCUAUCAAUGCCACUUGUGCUUCAAGAGCUUUGUGCAAAAGCAGACUCUCAAGGCCCACAUGAUUGUUCACUCUGAUGUCAAACCCUUUAAAUGCAAGCUGUGUGGAAAGGAGUUUAACAGAAUGCACAAUUUAAUGGGACACAUGCACUUGCACUCAGAUAGUAAGCCGUUUAAGUGCCUCUACUGUCCCAGCAAAUUCACCUUGAAAGGAAACCUAACCAGGCACAUGAAAGUCAAACAUGGGGUCAUGGAAAGAGGAUUUCACUCUCAAGGUUUUGGAAGAGGAAGGAUUGCUCUGUCCCAGACAAAUGUCUUGAGAAGCUUGGAACAGGAAGAGCCGUUUGAUCUUUCCCAGAAAAGCCAAGGGAAGGGGAUCUCAUUUCAUUCUGAUGGUGAGAGUGCCAAGGGAAGCUCAUGCCAGGAAGAAGAGGAAGACAACUGCUAUGAGGCGGAGCAAUACAGCCCUGCCACAUACCAUCAUGAUGACAGCAAGCUGUACAUGGCUCAAGAUCUCUCUGGCAAACCUGAGUGCAUGAUGAAGGACUUCAGGGAGUCCUACCACAAUGAAAAGGAAGAGGUGUUAAGUGAGGGAGGACUGGGGAAGAGAAUAGGAAAUUCAGACAAAGAGGAGAGACGUGGAGAGGGAGACCUUACAAACAGCAAAGAGCAUCUCAGCUUUAGAUCCUUUGAAAAGGCCAGACUUGGUCACUCUCUCUCUGAUUACUUGUAUUUCAAGCACAGGAACAAGAGUUUGAAAGAAUUGCUGGAAAGAAAAAUGGAAAAGCAAACAAUGCUUAUAGGCAUUUAAAAUGGACAUUUUAAAACAGCUGGAAAAUGGUAACCAGAUAGAUUUUAACAUGAAUUGUAAGCUACUAAAGCCUGGAAGGCUGUAGUAGCAUUUAGAAAUAAAUAAUUAUUAAAAAUAAUUUAGGGUAAAACACGUACAUUAAAAGAAUAAAGCAGCUUGAGGUCACCAAGAAAUGUAAUAGAUAUUGAAAAUAACACUUUAAUAUUUAUCCAUUUAAUGUAUAACAGACAAUGGGUUGGGUACAGAAGUUUACUUCCUAUUAUAUGGGGAUAGAUACUUACAUCCAAUUUUCUACUUAGCAGAAAGCUACAUACUUUAGCAUCUGAUUUAUUAUCUGACUGAAUAUAUAGGAAAACUUCUAACCACAUGCCUCAAAAAUACCUGAAAAUACAAAGUAUUUCACAUUAUAAGCCAGAGUACUAUUAAACAUGGCAUGCAUGAAAAUGCUGUCAACAUUCAGAACUAACACAGUCCAGAUACUUUGAUUUACUGAAGUGACUCUCAGUGUAACUACUUACAAUGAGAAAUGUGAAACAAAAUAAUAAGAAAAACUAAUGUCUUGGGAGGCAGAAAAGGACAGUUCUGUAAGGCUUUGAAAGGACUGGAAUUUAUUACAAAAGCUAGUUCUCUGGCACAAGGAAUGUUCGUGCUUUGCUGUGUUUCAGGCAGUAUGGGAAUAUUCAGAAAUUCUUGAAGUAAAAUAGCAUAGAUUGUGUUGACAUUUUGUUCUACUGCCUGCUUGAACCAGUACCUGUACAGGGCGGCAUCAGCAUGCAGCAUUCACAGUCCUGCCAUAGUUACACAUAACACAGUCAUUUAAUUGAAAAAAUUAAGCAGCUUUACCAUUUAUUGCUUCAGUUUAUCAUUACUAGUAAGGAUAAUUUUGAAAUACACAGAUCUGGUCAAUUUUUGUUUCAGAAGGUAAAAACUACCCUUACAGAACAAGCAGUACC